This is a messenger RNA of Cladocopium goreaui, 1027 nucleotides long. The record is from the annotation of a GenBank genome assembly. Lineage: Eukaryota; Dinophyceae; Suessiales; Symbiodiniaceae.
UUGUCGACAGCUAUGGUUUUUGCACAACGGCGAUCGCUGUCGGCCUUUUCUUUGGCUGUUCUGGUGAUCAUCGGACAAGUGAGCGUCUGGUGCUUCGCUGGAGCAUCGCUUCAAGCGCCACUACGAAGGCUCACCGCCCGGCAGAGCACUGGCAUUUCGGUGUCCGAAGUCACCACGGAAGUGCGGGGCGAGGAGGGUACGAACAACUACCGUCUCUUCUUCCUGGCAAACGACAAAGAGAUCUCCCCAUGGCACGAUUUGCCUUUGGCCUCUGAGGUGGAGGGCGAAUAUUUCAUGGUGACCGAGAUCCCGAAGAACACGAAGCCAAAGAUGGAAAUCGCCACGAAGGAGUCAUUGAACCCCAUCGCCCAAGACACAAAGAAGGGAAAGCUGCGAGAGUAUCAUGGUCCCAUCUAUUGGAACUAUGGCUACUUGCCGCAGACCUGGGAGGAUCCAGAGAUAGAACACCCAGAGCUGAAGGUCAAGGGCGACAACGACCCUGUGGAUGUGGUGGAAAUUGGCUCCCGGGCACAUGAACAAGGUGAAAUUGCUACGGUCAAGGUGCUAGGUGCGCUGGCCAUGAUCGACGAUGGUGAACUGGACUGGAAGAUUCUGGCAAUCUCAACAGAUGACCCCAUGGCAUCCCAGCUGUCCAGCGUGAAUGACGUGGAGUCGAAGCUGCCGGGGUACGUCUCUGGCAUCCGGGAGUGGUUUCGGUGGUACAAGUCACCCGAUGGAAAGCCGUUGAACAGUUUCGGCUUUGAUGAGCAGCCGGUGGACACCACCGGAGCUAUUGAGGUCAUCGAGGAGACCCACGGCUACUGGAAGAAACUCCGUGAAACGGGCCACGGCGGCCUGUGGGUCGGCUGAGGACAUAUCUGAACAGUGGUGCAGCUUGCCAUUGUAGAUCAAAUACUGUGAAUAGCUCACCUGACAUGUUGAAGAUAGUCAUAGUUUCUGGCAACAUUUUAGGGUUGCCGUGCCCCAGUGUUUAUCCCUGCGCUUCACAUUUGGCGAGAGCGCUGCG